AUGACUUCAAAGGCAUUUACGCAGGAUGUAUUCCUUAAUCCAGAGUCGUCGCCAGAGCCUUCAAUCAGAGAAGAUAGACGACAGAACUUCAGGCAUCCUACAGUCUAUGAUGCUGUCGCGGGUCGCAUAUCCCUCGCAGGAUUCAUUCCGAAGCAUGUAGUCGUCGCCUCGACUCGAGAUACCGUCUCAUCGUCUACCACUGCGAUUGCGCCAGAAACCGUCCUCUUCCGAAGCAAGAAUGCCCCAACACGGUACGCCGAGUCUGACAUAUACUUCGCAAACGAAAGACAAUCCAUCAAAGACCUGCCCGAAUCGGACCUGCUCAAGGCCUUACAUUGCUAUACUUCUGAUUUCUACUCACGGGCCACAUUAGAUCGAGGAAGCGGGGACUGGAAGAGCAUGGAUGAGACAGCUUUGAUUGCCUUGGGAAUCCUCUUGGAAGAAGCAUCAAUGGCGAGUCUCGGGGAGACUGGCGACCUCGCCUUCACAGAAGGAGAGCAAUCGACCGAUCCGGGGGUGCAAGAAUCUGACGGCGAACAGCGAAAACUCAAGAAGCGACGGGCGAAAAAGCGACGACUUGACAAGACGAGCUGA
This is a messenger RNA of Cadophora gregata, 594 nucleotides long. RefSeq lists its product as uncharacterized. Lineage: Eukaryota; Fungi; Ascomycota; Leotiomycetes; Helotiales; Ploettnerulaceae. The transcript has 2 exons. Gene Ontology annotation, molecular function: RNA polymerase I cis-regulatory region sequence-specific DNA binding. Gene Ontology annotation, cellular component: RNA polymerase I upstream activating factor complex. The coding region runs from base 1 to 594 and encodes 197 amino acids. The record is from RefSeq and is a predicted model, not a curated record. Gene Ontology annotation, biological process: nucleolar large rRNA transcription by RNA polymerase I.